Molecule: messenger RNA, 1385 nt
Organism: Protobothrops mucrosquamatus (brown spotted pit viper)
Lineage: Eukaryota; Metazoa; Chordata; Lepidosauria; Squamata; Viperidae
Gene: PGS1
Product: phosphatidylglycerophosphate synthase 1
Biological process (GO): cardiolipin biosynthetic process
Cellular component (GO): mitochondrion
Molecular function (GO): CDP-diacylglycerol-glycerol-3-phosphate 3-phosphatidyltransferase activity
Source: RefSeq, a predicted model, not a curated record
UUCUAUGAACUUAUGAAGGGACAGGCAAAGAUGGCUAAGCAACGAAUUGUUUUAGCUUCCCUGUAUCUUGGAACAGGAUCUUUGGAACAGGAAUUAGUGGAUUGUAUUGAAAUAGCUUUGGAAAGCUCAUUGAAGGGAUGUGGGAGUCCCAAUUUUAGAGUGUCCAUCCUGUUAGACUUCAUAAGAGGAUCCCGAGGCCAGAAGAAUUCUCGAACCAUGCUGCUUCCACUCCUGAGGCGAUUUCCAGAUAAGGUCCGUGUCUCUCUCUUCCACACUCCUAAGCUACGUGGUCUUCUCAGACAUCUAAUUCCUGAGCGUUUUAAUGAGACCAUCGGGUUGCAGCAUAUCAAAGUCUAUCUCUUUGAUGAUAAUGUGAUCUUGAGUGGAGCCAACUUAAGUGACUCUUACUUCAGCAAUCGACAAGACCGUUACGUCUUCCUGCAAGACUCACCAGAGAUUGCAGAUUUCUUCACUGAGCUAGUAAAUGCAGUUGGGGAUGUAUCUUUACAGUUACAGCAAGAUGACACAGUCAAAACUAUAGAUGGGAUGGUCCAUCCUUACAAAGGAGACAAGAUGGCCUAUUAUGAGAUGGCAAAUAAGAGAGUGAUGGAAGUGAUCAAUUCCGCCAGGAUCAAACAAGAACAAUUGCACACUCAGACUUCCUAUAGCAACAGUAUGGAAGGAGAAAUCUCAUCCUGUGAUCCAAAGGCAGUUGGUGAUGGGCAAUCAGAACCAGAUACAUGGAUUUAUCCACUAAUACAGAUGAAGCCGUUUGGGAUUCGGAUAGAUGAGGCUGUCACGAAGACCCUCCUUAUGGAAGCAGAGCAGGGUGCCAGCAUAUACCUCACCACAGGUUAUUUUAACCUCACAAAAACAUAUGUAGAUCUGAUUCUAGGCACGCGGGCAAAAUUCCAGAUUCUACUAGCCUCACCGGAGGUGAAUGGGUUCUUUGGAGCCAAAGGGGUGGCAGGUGCCAUCCCUGCUGCCUAUGUUUACAUUGAACAGCAAUUCUUCAGCAAGGUGUGCGGCCUAGGUCAGGAGGAGAGAGUUCAGCUGCAGGAAUAUACCAGGAGUGGAUGGACUUUCCAUGCCAAAGGCCUCUGGUUGUACCUAGCAGGAAGCAGCCUGCCCUGCUUAACUUUGAUUGGUUCUCCUAAUUUUGGGUACAGGUCAGUUCAUCGUGACCUGGAAGCACAGAUUGCAAUAGUGACAGAAAACAAAGCCCUACAGCAGCAGUUCCAUCAGGAGCAGGAGCAACUUUACUCUCGUUCUAGUACAGUGUCCUCCUCAACAUUUGAUCAGCCAAGUCGCUAUGUCACUGUGGGUGAAGAUGUUGACGCCUCUGAUUAAGAACUUCUUCUGAAAUAAAGGGAGGCAGGUCUUCU